GCGCACCUCAGCUCGAUCGCUACCUGCACACUUGCAUCUGUCAUCAAUCGCAACAACGGAAUCUCUUGUGAAUGCGACAUAGAAUUCGCAAUGUCAUACACUCAUAGCACGGAACACUUUGACCUAGUCGUCGUCGGGGCAGGCCUGUAUGGCAUCACAGCAGCUGCUACAUACCAUGAAGUACAUCCCCAUGCCAAGAUCCUCGUUGUAGAAUCAAGUCCCUCUCUCGGUGGGCCAUGGUCCCCUCAGCGCACGUUUCCAGGACUGAAGACCAACAACCUCUUCGGCACGUACCAAGUUCCCGACUUCCCAAUGGAUGCGGCCCGCUUUAGGGUCAAACAAGGAGAGCACAUCCCUGCUAGAAAGGUUUUUGAGUAUUUGCAGGCUCUCGUCGAGGACAGAGGUCUCAAACAACACAUACAGUACAACACGAAAGUGAGGGUAGUAGAGGAGGUCAAAGGAGGCUGGAAGUUGCACGUCAGCAUCAGCAACUCGAAUGUCACAGAAGAAGCUGUUGUGAUCAACGCAUCAAAGUUGAUCGUCGCUGUCGGACUGACGAACCAGCCGUCGAUGCCUCACUACCCAACUUCGCCUGAAUUCAAACCUAUUGUCAUACACUCGAGUAGAUUCGCAAGCCAGUUCUCCGAGAUCGUAAAAGAGGGGACGCAUACAUUGGUAGUAGGAGGCGGCAAGUCUGCCUGGGACAUCACUUACGCGUGCGCCACGCAGCCCAACUCCACUGCAACAAUGCUCAUACGUCCCUCUGGGAACGGUCCAAGCUGGAUGGCACCGUCCCAUGUCACUCCGCUGGGCCUUUGGCUCGAGAAGCUCGUGUUCACUCGUUUCUUUGGCUACAUGUCGCCAUGUCCCUGGGCGGAGAUGACCGGGCUCGAAGGCUGGCUCAGAGGCUUCUUCCACGGGACAUGGCUCGGGAAGAAGAUCAUGGCCGCAUUCUGGCAGAUCUUGGGCGACGAUGUGAUACAGCUCAACAAGCUCCAUGAUCAUCCGGAGACGGAGAAGCUCCGGCCGUGGCGGGAUGCAUUCGAGACAGGGAACGGCCUGAGCAUUAUGAACUAUCCAACGAACUGGUUCGACUUGGUCCGACAGGGAAAGAUAAAGAUUGUCAUUGACGAGAUUGAGCAACUUGGAAACGAGAAUAAGGUACAGCUCAAGAGUGGGGAGACGAUCAAAGUCGAUGCUGUGGUGUGCGCAACCGGCUGGAAGAUCGGAGGGGGCGUAGAGUUCAAACCCGAAGGCUUGCGAUACCAGCUUGGACUACCCACGACCGAGGCACCUGAUGUCGAAGACGAAGCCCUCCUCAGUCAGGUCACCAAUGAGAUCUAUGAAAGAUACCCCUUCCUAAAGAACCGCGACACGAGCCGCGUGCACCAUCCUGACCCUACGCUUCGUCAUGCGGCGAGUUCGCAAACCGUACAGCAACCAUACCGCCUCCACCGGUUCUUGGUCCCUCCAGCCUUCCUCCAACAACGCUCAAUCGGCUUCGCAGGUGCGGUUUCUUGUCUUGGGAAUGCACCCUGCGCAUACCUCCAAGGACUAUGGUUGACGGCCUAUCUUGACGGAACAUUGAAGCUUCCCGAGGUCAGCAGCGAGAAUAUUAGACGCGAAAUGUAUCGAGACACGCAAUACUGCGCUUUACGACAUGCGAUGGGGUAUGGAGAUGUGUACCCCGAUAUAGUGUUUGACUCACUGCCCUACUUUGACGCACUGAUGCAGGACCUGGGAUUCGAAGGCAAGCGGAAGGGAUAUGUCCUGGGAUGUAGGAACUGGGUAGCUGAGUCAUUCCAGAGCUAUGCGCCGGAGGACUACAAAGGGUUGGUCGACGAAUGGAAAAGGAGGAUGGCUUUGGAGACGGAGGGAAAGAAGACAGAGUAGACAUGCUAUGUUAUCUUACUCAAAUAAAAGCUCCUCUGGGAU
This is a messenger RNA of Paraphaeosphaeria sporulosa, 1935 nucleotides long. RefSeq names its product flavin-binding monooxygenase-like protein-like protein. The coding region runs from base 91 to 1893 and encodes 600 amino acids. The record is from RefSeq and is a predicted model, not a curated record. NCBI's taxonomy places the organism in Eukaryota, Fungi, Ascomycota, Dothideomycetes, Pleosporales, Didymosphaeriaceae. The transcript is spliced from 2 exons.